Radiomyces spectabilis is the source of this 1542-nucleotide messenger RNA. RefSeq lists its product as uncharacterized. Lineage: Eukaryota; Fungi; Mucoromycota; Mucoromycetes; Mucorales; Radiomycetaceae. The record is from RefSeq and is a predicted model, not a curated record. Bases 134 to 1360 code for a protein of 408 amino acids. Gene Ontology annotation, cellular component: intracellular membrane-bounded organelle. The transcript has 7 exons. Gene Ontology annotation, biological process: magnesium ion homeostasis.
UCAUGAGUGCCAAGACCCAAAAGACAGAAAGAUGAUCAAUCUCCUUUUUUUUCUUUUACUUUUAUAUAUAUAACCGCAAAAAUUAAAUCUUUUUUCUUCAUAUUUUAUCUUCGCUUUUCCAGCAAACUUUUUGAUGAACCAUCAGCUGGUGUGGACAAUUAUUUUUGUCAUUGCUCACAACGGUCAACUUGCAUUCGGCCAAGCACAACAUCAAGAGAAUAAUGUCAAUGUCAAUGCCAGUGAUACCAUCAAAUUCGGAACGGGCCCCUUCUGGGGUUCCGUUAUUGCCGUAAUAUGCUUAGUAGCCGUGAGCGGCAUGGUAGCAGGUCUCACAUUGGGAUUAUUAUCCCUGGAUGAAACGAAUUUAACGAUUUUAGCAACAGCCGGUACAGCAAAAGAGAAACAGCAUGCCAUGCGGAUUUUACCCAUCAGAAGAAACUGUCAUUUACUCCUCACGGCUCUGGUGUUAACAAACACAGUUGUCAAUGAAACCUUGCCCAUUGUUUUAGACAGCAUUCUUGGUCAAGGCUAUAUUGCCGUUAUCGCUUCCACCGUUUUGAUUGUUAUCUUUUCCGAGAUCUUGCCACAAGCUGUAUGCUCUCGGCAUGGUCUCGCUGUGGGCGCCAUUUUCGCUACUCCCGUACGUCUCGUGAUUUGGUUUUGGUUCAUUAUUGCCUGGCCUAUAGCCAAAUGUCUGGACUGGCUGUUGGGCGCCAAUCAUGGUUCCGUUUACCGCCUCGAAGAAAUCCGGGAAUUGAUUGAUAUGCACGGUGUGGUGAGGGGACGAGGCGGCCAACUACAUAGCGGCACCGUACAACUCGUCCAUGGAUCAUUGGAAUUGCAGAAUAAAACCGCAGGCGAAAUUGCACGCUCUGUUGAUAAUUUCAUCCUCGUCGCGUCGAAUGAACUGAUCACGCCAUCAUUGUGCCAUAAAAUCAUGCAGCAUGGUUGCACACGGAUUUUGAUUUUCGAACGCAUGGAUCAUGCAUCUGGGCGGCGUAUAUGCGGCAGUUUAUCGGCCAAGCUUCUUUUCAGUUUACAUAAUCCGGAGGAGGCAAUCACGUUAUCAAAAAUGGCAUUGGAACCGGUGGUCAAUGUCUUCGACAACGCAGCUGCCGUCACUUUAGUAUCCACAUUUCGCGAUAAACCACAUCAAGUCAUUGUUGUGUAUGCAACGAACGAAUGCAAUAAAGAGACAUUAAUCACCAUGGAUAAACAAGCGGAUACUGUAUCAUCGUUGGACGAAAAGAAAGCGGACUCAAUAUCUGUUUCAGGGAGUGCAACGACGCUUCACUCUUUACAUACUGGCGAUGUUAUUGGAGUCAUUACUUGCGAGGAUCUGCUGGCUCAGAUACUGUAACAACAACAAAUCCGACAUUUAACUACUGUACAGCCAACCAAAAUGGAAUGCAUUUGUUCCAAUAGUAAUGAUGUGUCAAGUGACUAUUGCUUGUCGUAUCUAGUAUAAAAGCAUCAAACAAGAAAAAGUCUUGCGGAUUACCUUGCAUAAAUAAAAAUGAAGCGUAAAAUUGUUAGUCAAUU